CUGAUACAGAGAGUCACAGAGGCGGAUCCUGCGCCGAGGAUGUCAGCGAACAGAUCUUCUCCAACCUCAGCGCAGAACUGGAGCGAGGAGGCAGCCGGCACCAGGAGGACAGCGCAGGCGGCACCACUCCGAGCAUGUGAGCCGGACCGAUAGUGCCAGGGGGCACCUCAAUGGAGGAACAUGGUGAACGCACGACUUCAGGAAGAUCUCAGGAUUUAGGAAGAAGAUUGCCUGGGCUGUCACCGGCCAUUCAUUCAGCUGCACAGCAAACUGGAGCUGGAGUGACUUGUGUGGCAGUUUGAGGUCGGCAUGAUUGCCACUGGAGGUCUUUUGAGGAUCUCUGCACGAAAACAAGAUCCUCUCAGACCCAAAAACCAAGGUCCGAAGAGAAAGCGGAAAGCAAAAAGGAAGCGCAAAAACGAUGUGGUGGUAGUAAAAGGCAAACUUAAACUUUGCUCUGUGUCUGGAUUAAUUGCCCUGUUUGGAAUUUUGGUACUUUUGUUUGGAAUAGCCAUGGCUGUUAUGGGAUAUUGGCCAAAAAGCAGUUCUGUUUAUCAUGGCAGCCUAGGGACAAAUCAAGCCAAACUUUCAUCAGGUGAUAUAAAUAUUAUCAGUACAAAUUCAAGCCAAUCAUGGAGCCAUCACAACAGUCAAGGAGCUAAUCAGAAUGCCUUCAAAGUAAGUGACACAAACCUAACAAGAAGCCUUCAGCAAAAAACAUCACCUGGAUUUCUUGCAGGUCUGUUCUCUGGAUACUUGCACUCGGAUAAUCUUAAAGUUUUUGGUCCUCUAAUAAUGGGCAUUGGAAUAUUUCUAUUUAUUUGUGCUAAUGCAGUUCUUCAUGAAAACAGAGACAAGAAAACAAAGAUCAUCAACUUGAGGGAUCUCUACUCUACAGUGAUUGAUGUUCAUGGCAUGAAAUCUAAAGAUGGAGUUCCUUUAAAUGGGUUUGUUAAUUAUGUGCAAUCUCGGAGCAUGGAUAUAAAAGGUGGUGACACAUUUGGGGCUGCAAUGUUGGCAAAGAGCUCUUGGAAUUCUGCUCUUGGUGGACCAAUUUCUUUCUCUCCUCCUAAUCUAAGGGAAGCAAGGACGUCUUCUCCUAAGGUAUAUAGACACCCUACUGAGCAAAUAAACAUGAACGAGGAGGUAUAUAGUAUUUACAGGGAGAGGUCCAACUCUGCUUUACCUUUUGACAGAAUUUCAGGGAGAGAUGAGGGUAAUGAUUCCUUGUCUGAAUCACCUGACCUAGAAUGGGGUAGGAAUAGAACGUGUUCCAUAGUCGGUCAUUCCCUCAGUGCUUUUACGCUGCCUAUUGUCAAGUUAGAUAGUUGUCUCUUGGAGAAGAAAGAAGAUCACGGGGAAGGAAACGAAAGUGCCAAAGACGUAUCCCAGGGAGAGAUUGAAUUAAGUUUGACCAAUUUUAGUCAUGCAGACUUAAACUGGGAAAUUCCCAAAACCCAUAGAAAAUUACCUUUUAGGCGCCAGAGCACAAGCUGUCUGCCUGACUUCAGGAGACCAAUGUCACCUGGGCGACUGUCAGAUUUGGGUAGCCAGUCAUUAAGUAGCACAGACUUAGACUGUAGCCUUUUGGUGAGAGGUUCUCCAUUUGGCAAAACAAAACCUGCUGUUCUUAUGGAUUCUCUUAACACAGCGCCAUUGAUAAGAAGAGAUUCCCAAAGUUCAGGGUCUGACCAAUCAAGCAAUAAGGGCUACAUUCAUCUUGAGGAGGCAGGAACCUCCUUUGAGUCUAUAGACACCUCAGCCAAUAAAACUCAAGACUGUGAUGAAACAGAGGUUAUAGACAUUGAAAUUCCUUCGGAAGAUACCAGCACAGAACAACACGUAGAACAGAAGCAGUACACUAAUAAAGAAAAACUGUUGAUGCUGUCCAGGUCUCACGCUAAGUCUGGUGAUGAUGAGGAUAUAGAUAACACAAGUAUUUAAAGCACACAUUGAAAUUUGUCCAUAGUUUGUUCUGGAACAUGCUGUAUUACAGGGAACUUGCCAAUAUCCAAAGAUCUGCAGUGUCAACAGUUUUAGUAUGUAUUGAUAACCAUCACCAACACCUGAUUGUAACUGUAUGUAUGACUGAAACCAAACUGUAUUAAUAAACGGUAAAAUAGCCCAUCUUUAACUUUCAGUAUGAAUCAGAUUAUUUUUAACAGUAACUGUGCAAUUCAUUUUUAGCUACAGUAGAUAUUUUUUUUCCUGCUGAUGGCAUGUCAGUAAUUGCUCGGUUAUGGCGAUUUAGUUUUGGCUUACUGAAAUGCUAAGGCAGCAAGUCUGCCUGCAUAGUGAUAAACUGAUUUAUUUUUUAAUAAACUGUUUUAGAGGUUUUAUCUUUUCUUUGGUAACAGAAUAUUCAAAUUAAGUUUAAAGAGACAGAAUAUUCAAAUACAUUUUAAAGACAAAGGAAAUCAAUUGAGUUUGCUCCUGUGGGACUGUUAGAAUUUUAUUUUCAAAUAAUUAAACAUUUUCUGUAAUACACUGUUUUUAUUGGAUGUUAUGGUUAUUAAAUGACUAAAAGCAUCAUUAUUAUUU
Molecule: messenger RNA, 2541 nt
Organism: Nanorana parkeri
Lineage: Eukaryota; Metazoa; Chordata; Amphibia; Anura; Dicroglossidae
Gene: TMEM200C
Product: transmembrane protein 200C
Exons: 2
Coding region: 310-1944 (544 amino acids)
Source: RefSeq, a predicted model, not a curated record